This is a messenger RNA of Insectozyma verbasci, 735 nucleotides long. The record is from the annotation of a GenBank genome assembly. Lineage: Eukaryota; Fungi; Ascomycota; Pichiomycetes; Serinales; Debaryomycetaceae.
AUGAAAAAUAAUGAAGUAAAUUAUAAUAAUAAUAGUAAUAAUAGUAAUAAACCAAUUUUAAUAGCUUUAGGUGGUCCAUCUUCAAGCGGUAAAACUACAGUUGGUAAAUCAUUACAUUCAUUAAUUUCAAAUUCUGAAUUAUAUCAUUUAGAUGAUUUUUAUAUAUCUGAUUCAUUAAUUCCGAUUGAUAAAAAAACUGGUCUACAAAACUGGGAUUGUGCCGAAGCUAUCGAUUUUGAAAAGUUUAAACAAUUCUUGAUAGAUUUGAAAAAUGAUAAACCUGUAGUUUUAAAAUCAAUUCAACCAGAAACACGCGUAAAAUUGACCGAUAAUGAAGAAUCAAUACUAAAGAAGGAAAUCGAAAAAGCAAAUAUUAAAAGGAGGAUUAUAUUUAUAGAUGGAUUUAUGUUAUUUCAUGAUCCUGAAUUAAUCAAAUUAUUUGAUAUCAAGUUAUUUUACCAUUGUUUUUUUGAAACAUUAAAAAGUAGAAGAGAGUCAAGAAAUGGAUAUAAUACAUCAGAAGGUUUUUGGGUUGAUCCACCAAAUUAUUUUGAAAAGAUAGUGUGGCCAGCAUAUACAAAGAGCCACUCAUACUUAUUCAAUAAUCACGACGUAAAUUCAAAACUAAAACCAGAAAUUAAAGAAAAGUACAACCUUCAUGAUAUAAGCAAUGAUUCAAUUUCAUUAUUUGAAUUAGUCAAUUGGUCAUUAAAUAUUAUAUUAGAUAAUUUAUAG